AUGGGGGAAGAACAAACCCAACCCCUCCAAACCCACCUCUAUUACUGGGGAAACACACCAGAGCAGGACUACUACACCCAACAAAACAUCAAAUCCACCAAGUCCUUCUACACCUCACCUAGAGGCCUAACCCUCUUCACCAGAUCAUGGCUACCCCUCACCCUCACCCCUCCACGAGCCCUCAUCUUCAUGGUCCAUGGCUAUGGCAACAAUAUUAGCUGGACCUUUCAGGCCACCCCAAUCUUCCUUGCCCAACAUGGGUUUGCUUGUUUUGCCCUUGACCUUGAAGGCCAUGGCCAAUCUCAAGGUCUCAAGGCCUAUGUCCCCAAAGUUGACCUUGUUGUUGAAGAUUGUCUUUCAUUUUUCAAUUUAGUUCUUACCCAAAACCCCCAAUUCCAAAAUCUACCCAAGUUCUUGUUUGGAGAGUCAAUGGGUGGUGCAAUUUGCCUUUUAAUCCAUUUUAAGAACCCUAGUUUGUUCAAUGGUGCAAUUUUGAUCGCACCCAUGUGUAGAAUCUCUGAUAAAGUUAGACCCGGAUGGCCAAUUCCCGAAGUUCUUACCUUUCUUGCGAAAUUUGCUCCAACUUUGCCAAUUGUACCCACAGCUGAUCUGUUGGAUAAGUCUGUGAAAGUCCCAGAAAAGAAAAUUAUUGCAGGGAUGAAUCCGAUGAGAUAUAGGGGGAAACCAAGAUUAGGGACUGUGGUUGAACUUUUACGGGUUACUGAUUAUGUUAGUAGUCGAUUGUGUGAUGUGAGUCUUCCAUUUAUUGUGUUACAUGGAAGCGAUGAUGUUGUUACUGAUCCAGAAGUGAGCAGAGAAUUGUAUGAAUUGGCGAAGAGCGAGGACAAGAGUUUGAAGAUAUGCGACGGAAUGUUGCAUUCUUUGUUGUUUGGUGAGACUGAUGAGAAUGUUGAAAGUGUUCGCGGUCAUAUAUUGGCAUGGUUGAAUGAGAGAUGCUGA
Ilex paraguariensis (yerba mate) is the source of this 960-nucleotide messenger RNA. The record is from the annotation of a GenBank genome assembly. Lineage: Eukaryota; Viridiplantae; Streptophyta; Magnoliopsida; Aquifoliales; Aquifoliaceae.